AUGGCAGCUUUGAUGGGAAAGGAAAAAAUGUUUGAAUAUCUUCACGACAUUACACCUAUUAAUAAAGAUUUCAAGGCCAAGGAGCACAAGGACAUUCUUGUUGCAACUAUCGACAGUGACAUGUAUGGUAUGGAAUCUCUGUUCACGACUAGGGACAAGAUGACAAUGAAAAUUAUAUUUGCAAUAGUUUCAAAAUUGCUUUUCUUAUAUGCAGAUAUCGCAUUGAAAAUAUUGGAAGCUGAUAGAAGUAUAGACAUUUCUCCAGAUGCCGUGAAAGGAAGUGCUCUACACGCAUUAGCUCAAAAAACUUUGUCACACUAUGGUACAAGUCAAGAAUGGAUAUGUGAAAAACUCGAGAGAAUCACCCCUUAUGUUCCCUGUAAGACCAUUCUAUUUAUAAUAGAUUUGACAGGUUUCAAAAGGGUGUGUGGUUCAAUUCAAAUGCGGAAACAAGCCAAUCAGUUGGUAAAGGAGCUCUGCGCACAAUUAAAGGAUUGGGAAAUUUCAGUCAUAUGUAGCCAACGAGAAACUCCUAUGCUUACUGAUGCUGCAAAAAUUGGGAAUGUUGAGUUUUUGACUCUGCUUAUCCGAUCAUAUCCUGAUCUUAUAUGGAAAGCUGACUCAAAUGGAGCUAUUAAAGAUUUAUUGAUGUCCUUAGAAGAUAAAUCUGAAAACAACAUUUUGCAUUUGGCUGCAGAAUUACCACCUUCAAGCAGACUCAAUAUUGUCUCUGGAGCAACCCUUCAAAUGCAGAGAGAACUACUGUGGAUUAAGAGGUGGAGAAGAUUCUACGACCUUCUGAUGUUCAGAAGAAAAAUAUUAACAAAAAAAACACCUAGGGAGUUGUUUACGGAUGAGCAUGAGAAGUUACGGGUUGCUGGUGAGAAGUGGAUGAAGGACCCAACAACUUCUUACAUGGUUGUGGCAACCUUAAUUGCCACUGUUGUGUUUGCUGCAGCCUUUACCGUACCAGGCAGGCAUAAGGAAGUAACGGGGGCUCCAAUUUUCUUGAACGACAAGUGGUUCAUAGUUUUUGUGACAUCUGAUGCAGUGGCAAUGUUUAGCUCGACAGCUUCCAUAAUGAUGUUCUGGUCUAUCUUAACUUCAUGCUUUGGAGAAGAUGAUUUUCUAUUUACAUUACCAGCAAAGUUGAUGGGUGGACUAGUUACACUCUUUGCUUCAGUCAUUUGUAUGGUCUUAACAUUUAGUACAACCUUCUUUUUGGUCUAUAAGAAAGAAAAAGAAGGGACAUUGCCAAAAAUUGUUGCUGGUCUUGCUUUGCUUCCAAUCUAUAACAUCCCAAUUUCUUGA
This is a messenger RNA of Olea europaea var. sylvestris, 1311 nucleotides long. RefSeq names its product ankyrin repeat-containing protein NPR4-like. Lineage: Eukaryota; Viridiplantae; Streptophyta; Magnoliopsida; Lamiales; Oleaceae. The coding region runs from base 1 to 1311 and encodes 436 amino acids. The transcript has 4 exons. The record is from RefSeq and is a predicted model, not a curated record.